Canariomyces notabilis is the source of this 1764-nucleotide messenger RNA. RefSeq lists its product as uncharacterized. The coding region runs from base 181 to 1410 and encodes 409 amino acids. The transcript is spliced from 5 exons. Lineage: Eukaryota; Fungi; Ascomycota; Sordariomycetes; Sordariales; Chaetomiaceae. The record is from RefSeq and is a predicted model, not a curated record. Gene Ontology annotation, molecular function: oxidoreductase activity.
UGCGGCUCACUGCAGAGCCUCGCCCGACGGCGGCGGCCAGAAGAAUGAGAGACCCAGGACUGAGGGAGUGGGCUGUGAUCUGGGAAUCGCUUUCUCCGGCGUUAACCACCACAGCUCCAUGAGACGCGCCGAACAAGAAACUGGAGAACAAAAGAACAAACUUUUGGAAGUUACCCGAAAAUGAAAGAGACGAAACAGCUGUCGGACGAGGCAGGAGCCAUUGAGAGACACACGGGCUCUGAUUCGACAACACUGGAAGGCGGCACUCUGCUGCAAUUACCCUCGGGAAGCCGCCCCUCUCCCCUCGUACAACCGUGGAAAUCUUUCUGGCCACCAGCGCCAGGCAGCGAUUCUUACCUGAGAUUGAUUGCGGAAAAUCCAACAAUCUUCACAUGGCAAUUUGACAUGACUCGGCCGUUUGAUCGGCCCUGGAGGCUGUGGACUGGCGCUGCACCCGCUGAAGGGGGUGGAAGCGUUCAGGAUCCGAGAAGCCCCUCGGCUGCCUGUUCCCACGACAGCAUUCUCGCGCUAGAUUACGGAAAUACCCAGAAGAUGAGAGACGAGCUUGAUGAGCAGUUCCGCAAUCUCGCUCUGCCAAAAGUGUUUCCUAAAUCCUUCAACCAUCUCGCCCCGUCGGAGCUCUACCAGAAAGAAAAGCCAUACAAAUGCCAGCUUCCUGAGGCCUGUUUCCCUGGGCUCAAGAUGCACAACCUCGUCUCGCAGAGCUAUCAUGUCGGCAUUGCCGAUGUUACCGGUCACGAGGACAUGUUUUCGCUUGCCAUAUCUGGUUUCGAAUUCGCCACUUGUCCCAUCAGCAUCGAGGAAUGGUCUGACGACAGUGUUUCAGCCCAGUAUCUGCCGGGCCUGGCUCGGUGGUUGAAGCAGUGUACAGGCUGCCGGGACGUGUUCUGCUACGCCUACAAUUUUCGCCACCAUGAUGCAGCUCAAGGCUCUGAUGUGAGCCCAAAAUAUGAAUUCAAACUCCCUUUCUUCCGGGCACACUGUGAUGCCUCGGAAGAAACAUGCAGGGCUCGCUUGCAGCUUUACUUUCCAGAACGCUACGCUGAGCUGACAAAAGGCCGCAUCCGUUUCGUCAACAUCUGGCGGCCGUUGUCGGCAUCACCCAUACUAGACUGCCCACUCGCGCUCUGUGACUUUCGCACCAUCAACCCUGAAGAUCUCGUUCCAAUGGACCUCGUGUACCCUCACUUCGUCGACGAGGCUUACGAGGUGCGGUACAAUCCUUCACACCGAUGGCUCUAUAAAAAGGAAAUGGGGCCAGACGAUGUCAUCAUCUUCAAGCUCUAUGAUAAUCUGCGUAGCGAGGCAACCGGUAAAUGGUCAUGUGAGACGAAAUGUAAGGCCAUUCUUGCUAACCCAUCCAGUCUGUCCCCAUUCUGCCUUUGUUGACCCCUCGGCCCCUCGGGAUACACCAAAGCGCGCCAGUAUUGAAGUGAAAGCGAUUUUGAUCGGGUAAGAUGUAUCGAAAACCUAGCAAACUCCUACUACAGGCGUUCAGCUUGCUCCUGGUCUUCUGGCAUGAUGCGGGGGUAUUUUCCAUCUACCUUUGGCCUUUUUUUACAAAGCCCUUCCCGAGACUCGACCGGAGUCUCAUCUUCCUCCGGCCGUUUCCUUACAGGGUCUACUAGUAUGUCUUUCUAGGUUCACCGCCUCUCGGCAUGAGGCUUGAAACUCUCUCGCAAGAGCUCGCAGAGCUUGGCGGAUAGAGCAGACUUUGGCGUUGAGUUCCCCAAAUUCAAACCC